AUGGCGCCCCCAUCGAACCCCCGCAGCGUCUCGGACGCGACACGCUUCACCCCGACGACUCCCCAUGCCAGCUCUAAGUCCGCGGAUCCCCGGCUCAACGCCUCCAAGAGCUCGCCAAAGGAGCCCAAGGGCACUCCCAGAUUCGUCGAGACACCAGAGCAAAGGGUUGCGCGGUUAAGAGCUGCGCACUUGAAGGCGAAGCAGGCGCAGGUUUCGAGGAUGGACCGGAUCAUCAACGGCAGCAGACGCUUCUUUGACUCUGCGCACAAGGUCACCGUCUUGGGAUUGAUUGGUUUCACAGUGAUGGCCGGCCUGGUAACCGCCUACACCGCUGCCGACAUGAUCAUGUACAACAAGAAGCGCAAGGCCGAGUUCAUCGAGGCGCAGAAGAAGAUGGAGGCCGACUCGCUCGAGGCCGCCCGCCUGGCCUACAUCACCGGCAAGGCGACCGAGGAGCAGACCGCGCUGGUGGAGGAGUACCUCGGAGCUAGGAGCGCGAGGCCGGCCGUCGAAGCCUCCGAUCUUCUCCAAGUUCCCCAGCGUCAUUGGCGCCCCGACUCCCAUCGCGAACGAGACGACAGAGCAGCAGCAGACGACAACGAGCGUAUCAGAGGCCGCGACUUGGCCCUCGGCGGCGGCGACAACACCGAAGGAGACGACCGAGGAGCAACCUGCAGCUGCCACAGAGAAGUCGGGACUUUGGGGGUGGCUUACCGGCUCGCUGAAGAAGGAGGAUGUUGCCGCGGGUGCGGGACAGGCCCCCACGUUGGUCGGUGCUGUGAAGCAGGAGACGAGCGUCAUCAAGGAGAAGGCGCUAGAGGCGUUCGAGAAGGAGAAGGAAAACCAGAGGAAGGGUGGCCCCCUUGA
Molecule: messenger RNA, 867 nt
Organism: Sordaria macrospora k-hell
Lineage: Eukaryota; Fungi; Ascomycota; Sordariomycetes; Sordariales; Sordariaceae
Source: RefSeq, a predicted model, not a curated record